UAAACUGCCCACUACGCCUGCGCAGUGCUCUCUCCUUGCAAGUUGCGAACUUGGGGUUUUCCUUAUUCUUGGUUUAAAUAUUCUUAAGUUUCGUCGACUUUCUCGAAGACCCACAGAUGUCGGACGCUGGCGUGGAUAAGGCCAAGCCCUCGCCUCACAAGGUGCGGAAGCUCGACCCACAGGACGCCGUGUCUUCGGAAGGGGACGACAGCAAAGAGUACGACGCCGAGACCCAGAAGGCCCUCGAAGACAUCGACGCCUGCCAGAAUGAGAUCGACGCGUUGAACGAGCAAGCGUCGGAAGAGAUCCUCAAGGUGGAACAGAAGUACAACAAGCUGAGGAAGCCCUUCUUCGAGAAGAGGAACGACCUCAUCCAGAAAAUCCCAAACUUCUGGGUUACGGCAUUUGUGAACCAUCCCCAGGUGUCAGCCCUACUGACAGAGGAGGAUGAGGAGUGUCUGCACUACCUGACUAAACUGGAGGUGGAAGAGUUCGAGGACAUCAAGUCAGGAUACAGAAUUAAGUUCUUCUUCGAUGACAACCCUUUCUUUGAGAAUGAAGUCAUUGAGAAAGAGUUCCACCUCGGGUCUUCAGACUUUGAUACUGUAGGUGACCCCGCCUCCAAGUCGUCGGAGAUCAAGUGGAAGGAGGGGAUGGACCUGACCAAGCGGAACAAGGAGAUCACCAAGCAGGGAAGGAAACGGCUACACGAGGAGCCACGAAGCUUCUUCUUCUGGUUCACAGACAACACAGACGCAUCCUGUGAUGACAUUGCAGAGGUGAUAAAGGAUGACAUGUGGCCCAACCCUCUCCAGUACUACCUGGUACCUGAUGUGGAGGUAGAGGAGAAUGGUCUGGAUGAUGACAGUGAUGAAGACGAGGAUGGAGUAGAUGACUCGGUGGUGGUGGUGGAUGAGGAGGAUGAGCUGGAUGAGGAGGAUGAUGAAGAUGAUGAGGAUGAUGAUGAGGAGGGGGUGGAGGUCCUGGAUGAUGAUGAAGAUGAUGACCUGGAGGGUGAGGAGAUUUAUGAGGAGGGUGAGGAAGGUGAGGAAGACACGAAUGAGGGAGAAGUGGAGGGAGGAGAUGGGGGUGCAGACAGGAAGGUGGCAGCGGCGGAAGGUGAGGAGGAUUUGGAUGAAGAUGACGAUGAGGGAGCAUGAAGAAAAACCCACAACAAUCCGUGACUCCAACAUUCUGUAAAUACUGCUUCUUUCCACGAGGGUCGACUGGACACACAGUGGUCAUCUCCUAACCUUCCAACGGUCACUCCUCUUCACAACUUGUCAGCAGUGCUGGUCAACCCGUGAUCUACUUACUAAAACUAGAC
Branchiostoma belcheri (Belcher's lancelet) is the source of this 1327-nucleotide messenger RNA. RefSeq names its product protein SET-like. Lineage: Eukaryota; Metazoa; Chordata; Leptocardii; Amphioxiformes; Branchiostomatidae. The record is from RefSeq and is a predicted model, not a curated record. The coding region runs from base 117 to 1160 and encodes 347 amino acids. Gene Ontology annotation, cellular component: chromatin; nucleus. Gene Ontology annotation, biological process: nucleosome assembly. The transcript has 8 exons. Gene Ontology annotation, molecular function: histone binding; chromatin binding.